This is a messenger RNA of Spea bombifrons (plains spadefoot toad), 4599 nucleotides long. RefSeq names its product tau tubulin kinase 2 (gene TTBK2). NCBI's taxonomy places the organism in Eukaryota, Metazoa, Chordata, Amphibia, Anura, Pelobatidae. Gene Ontology annotation, molecular function: ATP binding; protein serine/threonine kinase activity. The transcript has 16 exons. Gene Ontology annotation, cellular component: cytoplasm; ciliary basal body; ciliary transition zone. Bases 297 to 4136 code for a protein of 1279 amino acids. Gene Ontology annotation, biological process: signal transduction; cilium assembly; peptidyl-serine phosphorylation. The record is from RefSeq and is a predicted model, not a curated record.
UGCUGCCGUUGACCGGGCUAUUAGGGGGGAGGGGAACGAAGCCGGUGAGUAACGGUUAGAUCGUUCACCGGCUUAGAGGCGCUUCCUGUAGGAUCUGCAGACGGAUUGUGGUGAGCCGAGUUUAGCGUUUGGAUGAAAGGCUAGCUCCGCCCAAGCAGUGUGUAUAUAUAUAUAUACAACAUGUCACCCCCGGGCUCCCGGUGUCACUGAGACGCUGGGUAAAUGGGAGUCACCUCUGGUGUCCAGAUGAUUUGCGGUGAUCCAAAUUUUGUCUAAUAGCUCCAGCACCAGCUGCAAUGAGCGGAGGAGGGGAGCAGCCGGAUAUCCUCAGCGUAGGAAUCCUGGUAAAGGAAAGAUGGAAAGUGCUAAGGAAAAUUGGCGGUGGUGGCUUUGGAGAAAUCUACGAUGCGAUGGAUUUGAUAACAAGAGAGAAUGUAGCACUGAAAGUGGAAUCUGCCCAGCAGCCAAAGCAGGUGCUAAAGAUGGAGGUUGCUGUCCUGAAGAAGGUUCAAGGUAAAGACCAUUUCUGUCGCUUUAUAGGAUGUGGGAGGAAUGACCGCUUUAAUUAUGUGGUUAUGCAGUUACAGGGCCGCAAUUUGGCAGACCUGCGGCGCAGCCAAUCCAGAGGCACUUUUUCUAUGAGCACUACCUUACGGCUUGGCCGUCAAAUCCUGGAGUCCAUCGAAAGCAUUCAUUCUGUGGGAUUCUUACACAGAGAUAUCAAACCAUCUAACUUUGCAAUGGGACGUUUCCCAAGUACGUGUCGGAAGUGCUUUAUGCUGGACUUUGGGUUGGCACGGCAGUUUACAACCUCAUGCGGGGAUGUACGGCCGCCACGGUCUGUUGCUGGAUUUCGUGGAACAGUGCGAUACGCCUCAGUCAAUGCCCACAGGAACAGGGAAAUGGGUAGACAUGAUGAUCUAUGGUCCCUUUUUUACAUGCUGGUGGAGUUUGUGAUAGGUCAGCUUCCUUGGAGAAAGAUAAAGGAUAAGGAACAAGUAGGUUCGAUAAAGGAACGGUAUGAACAUCGCCUUAUGCUGAAACAUCUUCCACCAGAAUUCUCUGUGUUUCUUGAGCAUAUUAUUGCCUUGGAUUAUUUUACAAAGCCGGAUUACCAGCUCCUACUUUCUGUCUUUGACAACAGCAUGAAGACAUAUGGGAUUCUUGACAGUGACCCCUAUGACUGGGAGAAGACUGGGAUGGACGGCUCUUUGACAACGACAACAACGUCGACUACCCCUCAGCUUCACACUCGUCUGACCCCUGCCGCCAUUGGAAUUGCAAAUGCCACGCCAAUCCCUGGAGACCUCAUGCGUGAAAACACAGAUGAAGUAUUCCUAGAUGAGCAGCUCAGUGAUGGGGACAAUGGAAUCCCAAUAAUGGUCUCCCCUGAAAAAAUCCCAGGGUCUCCAAGUCACCAGCGUACUCAGGAGAAGGAUGUCUGGGAGGAGAUGGACGCCAACAGGAAUAGGAUCAGAAUGGGAAUACGCAAGGCUGCUACGGAGGAAGAACAUAGCAAUGGUGUUGCAUAUGGUGUACAAAAUGCCCCAAGCCUGGGUUCUCCUAUACGGGUUCGCUCAGAGAUAACCCAGCUGGAUCGAGAUGCCCCUCUUCUGCGGAAGUUACGCACCAUUAGGAGUUUUGAGUUGGAGAAGCUUCUGACCUCUAAGCCAGACGCGGACAAGUUUUUAGAGAAUUGCAUGGAGAAAACACAGAAGAACUCACAAGGAAGGAAGGAGGACUUGCAAAAGGCAGCUCUCACUACUGCUGCUGCUGACCAUGUGUGGCAUUAUGAUGAGGCAUACAUCCCAGAAGGUUCCAAACCUGGAUCAGUCAGCUCUCCAGAGAAUGUGGAUGGUGUGGUUAGCAAUGGGUUUGUAGCUGUGAAUCUUAGCUCCUGCCGGCAGGAGGUGGAUUCCAAAGAGUGGGUCAUAGUGGAUAAAGACCGUGACUUGAAAGAUUUUGGGUCAAAUGGGAAUCAGGGCCAAAAGCUGACUGGAAGUCCUUCAGAAGAAGAACCAGAGGUGCUUCAGGUGAUGGAUGAUUCCCCUCAAGAAGGUCAGGAAAAAAUAGGCACAUGGGCGGAGAACAACAUUAGCAACAAACCUGACACCGGGAUUGGACUUAAUAUAGUGAUUUCUCCAGGUCCAUAUACUUAUAAUAAAUUGGAUCCCAUGUCAGGAGCUGCCGGUCAGUUGCUUGCAGUCACACCAACAAGUGCAAUGGAAGCCCAAGCGGAAGGAGCACUCACUCUGCUUGGUGCUUCCCACAUCUCGCUUUUCUCCACCUCAAGACUUUCAAGCAAUCCCAUGCGCUUCAUGAGCCCCAUAGUUUCCCCAUCGAGCCGCUCAGAGUCUACACACAAGAAAGCAGCUGGCAUUCCAAAGAGCCAGUCUGCGGAGAGCUACUCCUCUUCCUCCCGUACAGCUGGCCGUAGGAAGCUGCCUGCCGUACCCCUUAAUGGCUCCAAGUACCCCUCUGUAAUUCGAAUAUCUAAAUCUCAGAUGACUAUGCCCCGGCCUUCAGUGACUUCUACCCAGUCAGCUUCAGAAAGCUUUCCAUGUGGCACUAAUUUGGAAAAGAAAAAUAUUCUAGAAAUGCUGUCUCCACAGGAAAACAUAGCAACAGACUGUACACAAGAGAAUACUUUGGCCAAUUCCAAGAACAAAGCCGACCUGGCAUUACACUUAACAAGCCAGGAGAAUUUAUGUGACAGGUCUCGAGACGCAAACCAAACAAACUUACUAAAGGAGCAUGAUCAAAUGUUAAAUGAAAGUAAAUAUGCAGAGACACCCAUUAAAUCGCUUUCAAGUCAUCUGUCUGCUGUCAAUGAAGCCAAGAGGGAACAAAGCAAAGUCCUAGAUCUCCAUGGAUGUUCACCUGAUCACUGCAGCACCUCAGAUGAUAUGUUGUUACCUGUUAGCCGACCCGCUGAGUCAAGGACUUUAUGUUUUGUGCCAAAUGCAGACAAAGACCCAGAAAUGCUGAAGCCAGAACAUGCUGAUGCUGCAAACCAAAAUGGUUUUCAUGAAGAGAAGGACAUUAUUGCUGCUAAUGGGUUUCUUGAUCAUGGUCUGAACCUGUCCAUGUUGCUGGACCAAAAAGUAGAUAAAGAUAGGAAAUACCUACAUAAUGAACAAAGGCUGGAUUUAGGUGAUGGAACCCAGCAGUGCAAAAAAGAUCACUUAAAGUCAUCUUUUACAGCUAGGCAGAGUAGAAUUCCCAUCUUGGCUCAGGAGGUUGAUACAGCUUCAGAUUCAUCUUCUCCAAUAUCCGCAAAGGAGAAGCUUCUUCUAAAAAAGGCUCACCAAACGGACCUGGCAAGGCUGUUAAUGGAGAAACGACAGAUUAAAUCAUUUCUUUGCGACCUCUCAAGUGCCUCUGACAAAUCCCUGGAAGAAAAGACAUCUCUGUCACUUGUACAGUUAUCUGAAGAGAAUAAUUUUGCCUCCAAAACUGCUCCAGAUACUCAAAUCAUAAGGUCAUCAGAUGAUGGAACUAUGCCAUCUCACAGUACGCAAUCCAGAAAGAGCAAAAUACCCCGUCCGGUUUCCUGGGCUAGUAGCGAUCAGAUCAAUAGCUGUCCUUCUACUCAGUUUCUUCCCAGGCCACCUCCUGGUAAACCACCUACCCGACCUGGUGUGGAAGCAAGGAUACGUCGAUACAAAGUUUUGGGAAGUGGAAACUCUGACUCAGACCUCCUAUCCCGACUUGCUCAGAUUCUUCGGAGUGGAUCCCAGAAAACCCGCAGCUCCUCCCAAUCAAAAAGCCCAGGUUCACCCCACAGUCCUAAGACACCUCCCAAGAGCCCUGUGAUACCCCGACGUAGCCCAAGCGCUUCACCUCGCAGCUCCUCUCUACCCCGAACCAACAGCUCCUCAUCUUCAAGAGCUGGACGACCCCACCACUAUGAUGCGAGAAGUUCCUCACCGCACAAGGGGCACAGCAAAUCCCCGCCCAGCCUCUCUGGUUCUUCUUCUUCAAGAAGAUCCUGCCAGCAAGAGUAUUGCUGCAGUAAGCAGAGUAAGAACAUAUCCAAGGGACCAGGUAGCAGUCAUCACUGCGCAGGAAGUAAAACUAGCCGUGGAAAAUCUUCGGCUCGGGAGAGCAAAGUGUCCAGUAAAUUAAGCAGAUAGUAACAUAGCUUGUUCAGUCCCCCCAUCCUCUUGUAAUGCAUGUUCUCUAUGUUACUGUAUAUUUCUGAUGACAUCCAAAGCAGUGUUGAUUUUAUGUACGAUGGAAGAAAAGCUUGGAUAUUUUAAAAAAAUGUAUUUGAAAUCUAGUAUGGGGAGGGAGUUUUUCUCUACAAGACCUCAUUUGCACAGCCAGUCUAGGAAAAUGUACUGCUCGCAAAUAAAGACUUUGGUUUUAGAAACAGUAUUUAUUUGUAGUUCUAUUCACUGUUAAUAGGUUGCAUUACAUGUUUAGCAAGGACAGUUGUUUAAAGAAGGCCAUAGAUAAUACCGAAAUUGGCAAGGAUCUGUAACAUUCCAAAACUACAUAGCCAGGAAUUGACUUUACCGCCGAGAAAAGCCAGCCUCAGGUUUGCAUCUGACUAAGGUUAUGUAUCAUAAAAUGCCGCUUUUUAUCCAAGAGAAA